AUGGAUACGAGAUCAAACAAUGUUGCGACGACAGAUAAAGCGAUUCUUCGUCGAUAUUUGGAAUUACCGCAACCUGAAAACAAGGUGAUGGCUACUUAUAUAUGGAUUGAUGGUACAGGUGAAAAUCUUCGAGCUAAAACUCGAACUGUCGAUCAAGAACCAAGAUCACCAAAUGAGCUAUCAUGGUGGAAUUUCGAUGGUUCAUCAACUGGUCAAGCUGAAGGUUCAAAUUCAGAUAUCUAUCUUAAACCAGUAGCUAUCUACAAAGAUCCAUUUAUGCU
Messenger RNA from Adineta steineri, 281 nucleotides. The record is from the annotation of a GenBank genome assembly. Lineage: Eukaryota; Metazoa; Rotifera; Eurotatoria; Adinetida; Adinetidae.